Messenger RNA from Trichosurus vulpecula (common brushtail), 1131 nucleotides. Its product is annotated as zona pellucida sperm-binding protein 3-like. Gene Ontology annotation, cellular component: extracellular matrix. Gene Ontology annotation, molecular function: acrosin binding. Gene Ontology annotation, biological process: positive regulation of acrosome reaction; binding of sperm to zona pellucida; egg coat formation. The transcript is spliced from 9 exons. Lineage: Eukaryota; Metazoa; Chordata; Mammalia; Diprotodontia; Phalangeridae. The record is from RefSeq and is a predicted model, not a curated record. The coding region runs from base 1 to 1131 and encodes 376 amino acids.
AUGUUCCUCCUUCGGGCUGAAGGCAAGGCCUGGUGGCAGCUACUGAUGGCCUUUUGCUGGUGUCUUAGGUUGGAGGUCAGCGCCAGCUUUCUGGCUGAUGAUGCCCUCCUCCAGGAGUGUAACGGCCUGGACAUCCUCUUGGCUGUGAAGAAGUUGCCCUCGCUGGAUGACCGAUACUUGCAUCUGGGCAGCUGCGCCCCUUCCCGAGCCAUCACCAGGCCUGGCUAUGUCGUCUUUGCUGGCCCCUUGAAGGCUUGUGGCUUCUCCCAGCUGACUUCUGGGAGAAUGGUAGAGUUCUUUGCUGACCUGGUCUACAGCCCCCCACCCUGGCUCUCAGCACAGCCCUACCUUGAGGCUUUCAGUCAUAGAGUGAAUUGUACCUACACUGGGCUAGAGGCCCCAACCCCUUCCCAGGUCUCUUCUGUGACUGGAUCCUUGUCUGGCAUGGGGCACCUGGACUUCUCAGUGAGACUCUGGCCUGGAAACUUGGGUAAUUCCACCACCGUUACCCUGGGCUCUGAGCUCCAGGUUGAGUUCUCAGUCACCAGUGAUUUCCAGCAGCCCCUGCAGCUCUACGUGGAUACCUGUGUGGCCUACCCUGGACCAGCGCAGAACCAGCCCGGCUUGCGUUACAACGUUAUUGAGAACUAUGGGUGUUUUGUGGACAGCAGGGAAGCCAGAUCCCGGUUCCUGCCCCGGGCAGCCCCUGAGACUUUGCUGCUUUCCCUGCAGGCUUUCCGAUUCACCGAGCUAGACUCAGAUGUCCAUCUUCAUUGCCACCUGCUGGUAGGGGACCCCAAAGUCCCCUCUGACAGCAUGAAGAAGGCCUGUUCCUUCGACAGAGAAACAAACAGGUGGGUGCUUCUGGAUGACCCCUCGAUGAGCAGCAUAUGCCACUGCUGUGAGACCCGCUGCCUGCCCAACCAGCCCCUGCAUAGGAGGGAUCUGGCAGGAGGGCCCCUAGACCUCCUGCUGCUGAUCCUGGGCUCACUGCUUUUGACGGUGAUGUUGCUUGCCAUCCUGGCCACAGCCUUCUGUUUCCGCACCAGAGUUCAGCAAAAGUCUCAGACCUGGGCCCGCUGGGCAUCUCCCACGGGGAACUCUGCAUCCUCUGCCCCGCAGAAUGCCUGA